AUGGAAAUUGAUGGUGGUCAACUCGAAGGUGGUGGUCAAAUAAUAAGAACUUGUUGUUCUAUUGCAUCAAUUAAACAUUUUGAUAUAAAAAUUCAUUCAAUUAGAAAGAAUAGACCAAAACCAGGACUUGCUGAGCAACAUAUUGUUUGUAUUAAAUCAAUUGGAGAGAUUUUUGGAAUUCCAUUAGAAAAUGUUCGUUUAAAACAGUUAGAAUUAUUAUUUGAAGGGAGUAAAGGUAAAGAAAUGAAAGAACCAAUUUGUAAAACAUUCAAAAUGAAAGGUGCAGGUAGUUGUUGUUUAGUAUUACAAUCUCUUCUUCCUAUAUUAAUUAGCAUAGAAGGAAGUCACCAAGUAUCAAUACAUGGAGGAACACAUGCAUUAUGGGCACCAACUCCUGAAUUUUACAAUGACAUAUUAUCACCAGUACUUAAACUAAUGGGAAUAACACUUAAUGUUCAACUCAAAAAGUAUGGGUUUUUCCCAAAAGGGGGAGGACAAAUUGAUUGUUUAGUUCAAUCACCUUCAUCUAUUCAACCAAUUAAAUUAAUUGAACGUGGAAAUGGAAUUAAAAUAAGUGGACAAAUUGUUGGUGGAAAAGGAGAUGAAGAAGAAAUAAUUUCAAUACUUCAGUUUAUUAAAAAGGAGUGUAGAAAGAAUAUUAGAAUAAAUGGAGAGCCAUUAGUAUGUGAAGUAGAAGGAAGGUGUCAUUCAAAUGGGAAAACCAAAUACGUUGAAUUAUAUGUUGAAUUUGAGUAUUGUAGAAUAUCAUCAUGUUGUGUUCAAGAAAAUAAUGAAACAUUUAAAAAUCUUGUAAUUAGAACAUUAAAUAAGUUAUAUGAAGAAUUUGAACAUGGUGGGUGUUGUGAUGAAUUUCUUCAAGACCAAUUAUUAAUUCCAAUGGCAUUAGCAAAUGGUCAUUCGAUGAUAUCAUGUGGUAAAAUAUCGUUACAUUCUGAAACUAUGUUUGUUUUAUUAAAACAACUUCUAGGAGUUACAUUUAAUGUAAUAUCACAAGGAAGUUAUAAUAUUAUUGAAUGUUCUUUAUUAAAAUAA
Molecule: messenger RNA, 1053 nt
Organism: Entamoeba dispar SAW760
Lineage: Eukaryota; Evosea; Mastigamoebida; Endamoebidae
Product: RNA 3'-terminal phosphate cyclase, putative
Exons: 1
Coding region: 1-1053 (350 amino acids)
Biological process (GO): RNA processing
Cellular component (GO): nucleus
Molecular function (GO): RNA-3'-phosphate cyclase activity
Source: RefSeq, a predicted model, not a curated record